This is a messenger RNA of Suillus subalutaceus, 204 nucleotides long. RefSeq lists its product as uncharacterized. The transcript is spliced from 2 exons. The annotation marks the transcript as partial. The record is from RefSeq and is a predicted model, not a curated record. NCBI's taxonomy places the organism in Eukaryota, Fungi, Basidiomycota, Agaricomycetes, Boletales, Suillaceae.
CGCAUUGCACUCCCUCUCGUGACUGCGUUCCUCUUCUGGGCUGCAUUCAAGUUGCAGCCCCAAAGAUCACAAACCAAAGUCAUUCAUGAUGAAAGUCUGACUCUCAUCUUGCACAUGUACUCGAAGGAUUUCAAAUACCGUCCAGCAGCGAGUCCUGUAAUCACGAAGCGACUCAAAGAUGGUGUAGUCCGCCUUCACGAAGCA